AUGUCAGCGGGAUACCAGGGAAAAACAACUUUUUUUGAAGUUUUUAAGACACGAUGCAGUGAAUCAGAUUUAGGGCCAAUAAGCCUUAACUGGUUUGAAGAACUUACUUCAGAAGCUCCACCCUAUAAUUAUGAAAUUUCAGAAGACCCUGGAAGUAAAACUGAAAUUACUGAGGUGAAUUAUUUUAAAACCCCACAGCGGAAACCUUUCACUUAUAAUCAUCUGGCAUCUACUCCAUUAAUCUUCAAAGAACAGAAUGUAAAUUGUUCAUUGAAUUCUUCUCCUUUAAGUGGACCAGAUCAUUGCAAAUUAGAUCUAGGUAAGGAUACUGCAAUGGAUAAAGAGCUUAGGAAAAGUCACUGUGUAUUGAAGAUCAAAUUAGGUCAAGCAAAUGAUGUUACCAGUCCACCCCUCAGUACUUGUCUCAGUGAAAGUCCAGCAGUUUUACGAGGCACAUACAGAACUCCACAGAGGGAGAAGCCUGUGUCAUAUGGAAACUUACUUUAUACCCCUAAACUAAUGAAGGUUAAUACACCAAAACACAUUUCUGAAAGUCUGGGAGCUGAGGUGGAUCCAGAUAUGUCUUGGUCUAGCUCUCUGGCUACUCCCCCUACCCUCAGUUCAACUGUGCUAAUAGUCAGAGAUGGUCAGACUCCUAGAGCUAGAACUCCUGGUGAUACUUCAAUUAUGUUACGAAAAUAUUUAUCUCAACACGGUGAAAGUCCAAAGAGACUUGAUAGGAGCACCUCUUCUGUGCCACACAUUGAAAAUAUACAUGCAGAAGGAUAUGGCAUGAGUCAGGAAUUGGAAAAAAUGAUAGACGAUUCAUUUGAUGAUGGAAAUAACUUCAAAGACCAUGGUGGAAAGAUGAUGAUUAAUAUGCCAAAUAUUAUGGAAGAAGAAACAUGUGAUCCAGUAAUUAACACACCUGUAGAAGAUGAUGCUUCGUUCAAUUUUACUGGUUAUAAAAAAGGAAAUCUACGAAAAGUAAAACUUGAUAAGACUAGGAAAAAAUAUUCUAAAUUAAAAACUAAUGAACGUGAAGAGACUGAAACACUAAGUAAGAAGAAUAACUAUUCCAGUGCAUCUGAAACUGAACUAGAAUAUUGUUAUCCAUUCAUUUCAAAAGCAACAAAUAAUGAAAUUCAGAAGUCUAUUGAGAAUGUUAAUGAAGAACUGUUGGAGGAUGAUGUACCAUCCUCAGCAACUCAGUGGUCUCAACUAAACCUUUCUGGUUUAGAUGUAACUCAGAUAGAGAAAACACCACUGCCACACAUUUCUUUUUGUGUUCAAAAUUCAGAAGAAGGACCAACAAACAAAAGCAAUGAAGAUUCCAGUCUCAGUACUUUAAAAACUGUGGAAAUAGCAGCAUAUAAGGAGGAUGAGAAGAAGAUUACCACACCUAAUAAAGACAGUGUAAUGUUAUUAAAACAGAUAUCUCCUGAAAUUUCUCCACCAAAUUCAACGUCCCAAGAAAGGAAAAGUUCCAAGUUCAAGAUGGGCCUAACAUCUGAAGAAACCAUCAGUAUGGAUUUCUUGGAGAGUUCUUCCCUUUGCAUAGGGAACACAAGCAUUACAACAGAAGCUAAAAUUUUUGAGAAUAACCUGGAAAUCCCUAAGUCAUCUAUAGAUGAUAUUGUUUGUUCUGAAAAGCAUGGUUCGUUAUCUCCAAAUAAAGAUGGCAAAGGAAGCUGUCCAACAGUUACCAAAUGUAACUCAGCACCUUUGAACAGUACAGGCAUAAUAUCUCAUUUUAAAAAGAGGACAAAAAAGUUUAUUUAUGUUGUCAGUGAUGACUCAUCUUGUCAAGGAGAAAAAAUAAAAAAAACUCAAGAAAUAGAAUCAGUGAACUGUUCUGCAUCAUCCCAUUUAGAAUUGAAUUCUUCUGAAGAACAUCAUGAAUUCACAAAUGCUAUUUCAGAUUUCUUGGAUUCCUCUAUCAGAAGAAAAUGUUUACAAUUUGAUCCUGAGGAACAAACUGCCCCCUUAACUGGUUGUGACAAAACAAUGAUGGAAGAAUAUUUUAAUGAAAGUAGAUUUCCUCAUAAUGAAGUAACAUCUCAGGAUGUAGGUUUUGAAGAAAUAGAAAUGAAUAGAGGAGAGCUAGAGUCAGCUAUAACAGAAAUUGGUAAUCAGACACAAUCUCAAGAAAGAGGCUACAAUGAUUUUUCAAAAAGGCAAAGAGUUUCAAAUACAAAAGAGUGUAUCUUGACUGCAACAUGCCUUCCCCCUAGAAAACAUUCAGAAGUAGAAUUGGGGAGUUUUGGAGAAAAUAGUCACUUUCCAACAAAAAAUAGCACUUCGCAUGACUCCAUUAAUUCCAGUAUAAAUUCUUUAACUCAGCUUCCUCAGGAUACACGAGAACUUUCAGUUGUGAUUUAUGGAGAAAAGGAACCUUUGUGCGAAGUGAAACAAAAACCAAGAUUUAGGAGAAACUCUGAUUCAACUUUUAUCACAAAUAAAGUAAGAUCUGAACUAAAAGAGAGCUUUGGUAAUAUUAAGGAGAAUCAAGAAACUGGAGGAGAUGCUCAAGAAAUGUUAUCUGAAAAGUGCAAAGAAGUGACAUCAAUUUCACUGGGGGCACAGGUCAACAUUGUAAGCCUAAGAGACCAAGAAAAAACUAAUUUGAUUACAGAAAAAACAGCUAUUGAACUAUACCCUGAGGAAAAUUUGCCUUUGAAUAAAGAGAAUUUCAUUUUUCAAACAAUAGAUAAAAAGAACUUAAGGGUGACAGACAAUUCUGAGGAAUUCUUUGCAACAAGUUUCUGUUACUUGGGAGAGUCUAUUCCUGAGAACUCUACAGAAAUAGAUCGUAAACAGACAGUUCAGGAGUUGUUCACGGAAGAUUCUUUUUCAUCAGAAAUAGUUCCUGAAUUUACAGAGGACAGCCAGGAUAAAAAUCAGUAUUCAAAAUUGGUUUAUGAAUGUAUAUCACAAAGUAAUAAUUCUUAUUCAAAAAAUACUAUUGAUACUAAUGUGAAGCCAAAGAGAAAUGAAGAAAAUUAUUUGGGAAAAUGGGCAGAGUAUUUUGAUCCUGAUUCAAAUAAAAGUUUUAGUUGUGGCUUCAAAACAGCUUCUAAUAAGGAGAUAAUACUCUCUGAACACAACAUUAAGAAAGGGAAACUUUUCUUUAAAGAUAUUGAACAGCAUUAUAACAGCAGUUCUAUAGAAGUUGUGAAUACUUCAACUUCAGUAGCAGCAGAAAACAUCAAGACUGAUUUAGAUAUUAAAAACCAAGACAAGAAUUCUUUUCCUGCUUGGAAAUCAGGCCCAAGCCAUAUUAUAUCUAAGGAUGCGCAGAGUAACAUAUUUGUUCUUAAUGAGAAAGAAAUUGACACAGCUCUGGAAGAUUUAUCCUUAAAAAAAGAUCUUGAUUUUAACCACAAUUUAACAGCUAGCCAAAAAGCAGAAAUCACAGAGCUUUCCACGAUACUGGAAGAAACAGGAAGCCAAUUUGAAUUUACACAGUUCGGAAAACAAGGUCCUACAGUACAGACCCUUGAAAUAUCCACUAACAAAGUAGAUGAGUUGGGCAACUUAAAUACUUUUGAACUGCAGAUGGGUUUUGAACUUGGUGAUCAUUUUGGAGCUAAAUAUGAGACAGAUAAUAACAGAUCUCCUGAACAAGCAGAUUUAAAUGUGAACUCUGAAGUGGUAAUUAAUGUAAAACAAAGAACUGUUUAUUUACCAAAAAGUAACUCUGAACAAGGUGCCUCUACUGAUAUUUUUAAUGAAAAUGAAAUGGAAUUUAAAGGCUUUUGUUCUGCUCUUGGAAGAAAGAUGAACGUUUCUAAUGAAGCUUUACAAACAGCUAUGAAAUUGUUCAGUGAUAUCGAGGAAAUUGGUGACAGUCCUCUGCAAAAUCUUAGGAAUAGUCCUUUGGAUAGAAGUCAGAAGUCUAAUAUUGUUCCUGCAUUCAAGAUAGCAAAUUAUAUUGAUAAUAGUAAAGAUUUUAAAGGAAAAGAUGCUAAAUAUAUACACAAACCACAAUGCAAUGUUGAGAAUAAUACUGGCAUUUUUGUUGAAGAAAAUAUGUUAAAUUGCAGCAGAGAUCCAGAAAAUAAAGAGAGUAGUAGUCCAUUAUUUAUUAGUUCACAUAAAGAUAGUAGUAAAUUAAAAGGAUCUGUUGAACCUGAUUCAGAUAAUAACUUUCAAAGAGAAAUAAAUGGUUUGUCAUCUUUUGAUCAGCAAAAUAUAAAUCCGAAAAUGUCUGACCAACUUAUAAUACAAGAAAGUUAUCCAGUUAAAGAAGGAUUGUUAGAUUUAAUUUACUUGGGAAAAGCUGUUAAAGAUGAAAAAAAUUUUACCUCAAAUGUAAGCGGAAUGGAAGAGUUGGUUUCUAAUCAGGAGGAACAAAAAAUGAGAGAAAAUGAAAAUUCCUCUCAGCUACCAAGUUUUCAGACUGCAAGUGGUAGAAAUAUUAUGGUCUCCAAAGACUCUUUCAGUAAAGUUGCGCACUUGUUCACUGAAGAAUGCUCAGUAAAAGAACUAAAUGAUUUUUCAUUUCCUUUUACUUUGAAAAUGCCAAAUAUUGCUCUUAAUAAAUCAGUGGAGCCUUCAGGAAAAGAGAGUGAAAAUUUAGUUGAAAAUGAAAUAGAAGAAAUGGCUCUUGCUACUAAAAAAGAAUUGAUGCCUAUCCAAAAGGGACCAAAAAUUGAAAACAAAAAAUGGAAAGAGUAUAAUAUGGUGGGUUUUCAUACUGCUAGUGGGAAAGAAGUUAUAAUUUCAAAGGAAUCUAUGACUAAAGUAAAGCACUUUUUUGUUGAGGAAAAUUUGGAAAAUGAUGUUAUUAGCAUUAAGAAUCCCAAGACGGAAUUCUUUAAUGAAAGAGAGAAAGUUAAUGAAAAACUUGUACAAGCUUAUGAGAUAGUUGAGUUAAAUAAUGCCCAAGUGUGUGAAGAAAUGCAGAGUUUUCAAGAUAAUGAUGAAAAAGUCCUUGUUCCUGUUAGAACCACAGAUCUACCUAAAAUAACUGAUAGUAUGCUGUCUAAUGAGCCUUCAAAUGAUAUUUUAUUUGAAGGGAAACUAUCUGAAAUUAAAGAAAAUUGUAUAUUGUCUGAUGCUAAACAGUUUGCUGAUUUGCCUGUUGAAAAGUCAGGUUUGGGAUUUUACACAGGCCAUGGUAAAAGCAUUUCUGUAAGUGAGACUUCAUUACUGAAAGCAAGAAAAUGGCUCAGAGAAAUAGAUUUAGGAGGAAAGACUGAAGCUUCAAGUAUGGUUGUCUCUUGUGUUGCUGAGACCAUGUGUGUAAAAGCAGACUCUGAUGUCCAUGUGGAGAAUUCUGUGCCUUUAUGUACUUCAAAUAAUAUAUCAUCAAUUGAAGAUAACAAAAAUAUUUCUGAUAAACAAGAUGCAGUCUUUUUAAGUAACGGUAUGUCAAACAUUAAACAUAACUUAAAACAUGACAUAGAAAGGUCUGAUUUUUGUCAUUCAGAUAAUGCAGAUUUCUUUUCAGAACAUAUAUCUGAUAAAAUAAUGUCAUGUCUUAAGGCACAGCCACCUGCAUUCACUACAGCAAGUGGUAAGACAGUUCACAUUUCAAAUGAAGCAGUACAAAAAGCAAGAGAGAUGUUUAUAAAUGAUGGUGAUAAAUACCUAAAACCAAACAUUGAGAACAAAUCAGAAAAUAACCACAUGAAAAAUGUAAAAGAUCCUUCUAAGAUAUUGGAAAACAAAGACAUUUCUCCUAAAUCUUUUGAUGGCAAGAAUAGGAAUAUAUCCAUGAAUGAUAUUUCUAUUUCAAAUAAAAUACAUAGUAAAAAAGCACAACUUGAAACUAUGUCCACAAAUACUGGAUUAGAGAUGGACUCUGAAGUAUCACAUUGUCAAAUAAAUUCUAAAACUUCUGAUUUAUAUAAAUAUACUAUUGGAAGACAACCCAAGUGUAGUCCUUCUGUUGGAAUUUUUUGUACAGCAAAUGGCAAACCUGUACAAGUAUCAGAUAAUUCAUUAAAGAAAGCCAGACAAGUGUUUUCUGAAAUAGCAAAUGAUUCUGAGCAAUUACUUUCCCUUAAAGGUAGUGAAAGCCAUCCAGAAACAUCAAUAGGAGAAGAAAAUGCCAUACUUUAUGCAAAAACCAACCUACCAGCACAAAAGAAAGGCUAUUUGAGUAAUAUGCAGAGUUUAUGUAAUAAUUCUGGAUUUAAUACAGCAAGUGGAAAACAGGUUUUAAUUUCUGAAAAUGCAUUGCAAAAAGUUAAAGGUAUGUUAGUAGAAUUUGAUUUAAUGAAAAAUGAAUGUCUUGAAUCUAUACAAGAUGUUACACCAAAAGCUCUGUCUCCAGUACUUUGUAUUGAAGGUGGUGAAACCCCCAAACAUAUUGUAAAUUUCCAAAAUAAGGAAAUCUGUAAUAAAGAACUUAACUUCUCCAAUAACUGUAAUGUUGAGAUAACUUCUUCAGAAAAUAGAACUAUUGAAGUUUCUUGUGAUCAAUUUAAGCAAGAUGUGAAACAGUCACUUUUAGAAACCAAAUUGACUCCUGCUAAAGAAAUUUCAUUUUUGAAAAAAGGACAAGUUGGCCUUAAGAAUGUGAACGUGGAAAGUAAUGAAGCUAUAGAUGGUCUUCCUUUCAAAAGAAAUCUACAGGUUUCUUCCCCUAACUCCAAAGCCCAAGAAACUUUUAUGGAAAGAGAAGCAGUGGAAAUUGCCAAAGCCUUUAUGCAAGAUGAUGAAUUCACAGAUUCUGAAUUACCUCAUAAUACCAAACAGUCCUUUUUUACUUAUAAAAACAAUGAAGAACAUAUCCUGAUGAAUUCAAGAUUUGGAAAAAGAAGAAUGGAAGAACAUGCCUCAUAUGGAGAACCCCCCAUUAAAAGAAAAUUAUUAUAUGAAUUUGACAGAGCAGUGGAAAAUCAAGGAAAAUCCUUAAAACCUUCAAAAAGCAGUCCAGAUGGCACAAUGAAAGAUAGGCAAAAGUUUAUGCACCAUAUUUCCUUAAAGCCAGUUACUUGUGAUCCUUUUAGCACAACUAAGGAAUGGCGACAAAUGCGAUAUCCCAGUUUUACUGCACCUGAUCAAGAACUUACAUCUAAAUAUUCCUUCUUAAAACACCAGACUUUGGAAAACUCAAGUCAUAAGUUACUGCUACGAAGUCCAUCAUAUAAAGUUUCUUCUACAGAUAAUGGAAAGAUGAAAUCCAUAAGUAUCAGAGGCAAGCCUGCCAAAGUCUUUGUUCCACCUUUCAAAACAAAUUCAAACUCUUCCAUAGCCACAGAAGAACAAUACGUCAGAAAGAGAUUUAAGGUGAAGGUAAAGGAGAACACACCAGAAAAUGAGAAGCAAAACUAUAGAGAUGCACAUAAUUCUGGAGAUAGUGAAAAUAAUGAAAAUUAUCUUUCUGAGAAAAAUAACUUCAAUCAAGCAACAACUCAUAUUUUUAAAGAAUAUGGAAACUCACACCUAGAAAUGAUUGAAAAUUUUCAACAUGCCAGAGAGAUGCAAGAUAUGAGAAUUAAAAAGAAACAGACACAACAGAUUCAUCCCCAAGCGGGUAGUUUGUAUCUUAGAAAAACAUCUACUCUUCCUAGAAUCUCUCUCAGAGUAGCAGUGGAAGGCAAAGUUCCCUCAACUUAUUCCAGUAAACAGUUGUAUAUGUAUGGGAUUUCUAAACAGUGCCUGAGAAUUAACAGCAAAAAUUCAGAGUCUUUCAAAUUUCACAUUGAAGAUUACUUUAGUAAGGAGCAUUUAUUAGAUGGAAAUGGAAUACAACUGGCUGAUGGUGGGUGGCUCAUACCUACUGAUGAAGGAAAGCUUGGAAAAGAAGAAUUUUACAGGGCUCUGUGUGAUACUCCUGGUGUUGAUCCAAAACUUAUUACUAAAACUUGGGUGUAUAAUCACUAUAGAUGGAUUAUAUGGAAACUGGCAGCUAUGGAAUUUACCUUUCCUAAGGAAUUUGCUAGUCGGUGUUUAACUCCAGAAUGGGUGCUUCUGCAACUGAAGUAUAGAUAUGACAUAGAAAUUGAUGAGAGCAGAAGAUCAGCUAUUAAAAAGAUAAUGGAAAGAGAUGAAACAGCUGCAAAAACACUUGUGCUUUGUGUUUCUGAAAUAAUUUCAUCAGGCACAAAUAUAUCUAUAACUGCCAAUGGUAAAAACAGUAGUGUGGAAACCAAAAAAGAAUCAGCAGUUAUAGAAGUUACAGAUGGAUGGUAUGCAAUCAAGGCACUGUUAGACCCGUCUCUCUUAGCUCUCUUACAGAAGGGCAAAUUGACCAUUGGUCAGAAGAUUAUAACCCAUGGAGCAGAACUGGUAGGUUCUCAGGAAGCUUGCACACCACUUGAAGCUCCAGAAUCUCUUAUGUUAAAGCUUUCAGCUAACAGUACUCGCCCUGCUCGUUGGUAUGCCAAACUGGGCUUCUUUUCAGAUCCCAGACCUUUUCCACUGCCUUUAUCAUCACUCUUCAGUGAAGGCGGAAAUGUUGGCUGUGUUGAUAUAGUUGUUCAAAGAGUUUACCCUACCCAGUGGAUGGAGAAGACAUUAUCUGGAUUAUAUAUAUUUCGUAAUGAGCGAGCAGAAGAAAAAGAAGCUUUAAAACAUACAGAGUGUCAACAAAAAAAACUAGAAGCCUUGCUUACAAAAAUUCAAGCAGAAUUUGAAAAACAUGAAGAAGACAGCGCAAGACAGCACAGGCAGUCACGUAUUCUAACAAGACAGCAGGUUCGUGCUUUGCAGGAUGGUGGAGACCUUUAUGAAGCAGUUAAGAAUGCACCAGAUCCAGCUUACAUUGAGGGCUGUUUCAGCAAAGAGCAGUUAAGAACUUUGAAUCAUCACAGGCAGCUAUUAAAUGAUAAAAAGCAAGAGCAACUCCAGGCAGAAUUCAGAAAGGCCGUAGCAGCUGCUGAACUUGAGGAACAAGGAUUGGCCAAAAGAGAUGUAACUACAGUAUGGAAGUUAAGAGUUGUCAACUAUAAGAAACACGAAAAAGAUUCAGUUAUAUUGAGCAUCUGGCGUCCAUUAUCAGAUAUAUAUUCCCUGUUAAAGGAGGGAAAUCGAUACAGAAUCUACAACCUGGCAACCUCACCAUCCAAAAAUAAAUCUGAUAGAGCUCAUAUCCGAUUAACAGCAACAAAGAAAACUCAGUAUCAGCAGCUGCCGGUUUCUCAUGAAGCUCUAUUCCAAGUUUAUCAGCCAAGGGAAGCAGUGCCACUCAACAAGCUCCUGGAGCCAUCCUUUCAGCCGCCUUGUGCUGAAGUAGACAUAGUAGGCGUUGUGAUUUUGGUCACCAAAAAACCAGGUGUUGCACCUUUGGCCUACUUGUCAGAUGAAUACUACAAUUUAUUAGCAGUAAAGUUUUGGAUAGAUCUUAAUGAAGAUGUUAUUAAACUGCAUACAUUGAUAGCUGCAAGCAACCUUCAAUGGAGAACAGAGUCCAGAGCAGGAAUUCCCAUGUUAUUUGCUGGAGAAUUUUCUGUGUUUUCUGCCAGUCCAAAGGAAAGUCAUUUUCAAGAGACAUUCAACAAGCUGAAAAAUUCUAUUGAGAAUAUUGACCUGUUUUGUGAUGGUGCAGAAAAAAAACUUACUCAUCUACUCGACACACAUAAUUCCAAACAACCUAAUGCAGUCAAAGAAUAUAAUUUAGAUUCACCUUCUCCUCAAGCAAAACUUGGCCUGGGCCAUACGAUAUCCACUUUUCAUAGAGAACCAAAUCAUCACACUCCGGAAGGGAAUUCUGGUGGGACUAUUAGCUCAGUUAAAGUAACCCCAACAUCGGAUUGUAGAGGGGACAGAAAAAUGGAUGACCCCAAAAUCUGCAAGAAGAGAAGAUCAUUGGAUUUCCUCAGUAGAGUGCCUUUGCCUCCACCAAUUAGUCCUAUCCAUACAUUUGUUUCUCCAGCUGCACAAAAAGCAUUUCAGCCACCGCGGAGCUGCAGCAACAAAUAUAACGUUCCCAUAAAGAAAGAUACAUUGAACUCUCCUCAAAGGACAACAAUAAAAACAUUAAGUGGAACAACUAUGGUGGAAAAUGAUUUGAUAGCAGAUGAAGAACUAGCACAAAUAAAUACACAAGCCCUUUUGACUAAUUCAUCUGAAUAAAAUUAAGUAAAUAACUCAACUAAUAGAAAUAUUAUUGACGGACCCACCAGCAGAAAAUUCAGUGGUUCAAACUAAGUGGUUGAAAACAUAGUUUACUAAAAAGAGACCAUGUCCUAAAGAGUGAUAGAAUGGGGAAAUAUUUCUCAAACCAAUGGAAGACUUAAGAUUGCUAGGUAAGACAAAAAUGAAGCCAUAAUUUUACCAGAAAAGCUUAAGGUGGGGGCAGCUGGAUAGUUCAGUGG
Gracilinanus agilis (Agile Gracile Mouse Opossum) is the source of this 10271-nucleotide messenger RNA. RefSeq names its product BRCA2 DNA repair associated (gene BRCA2). Gene Ontology annotation, biological process: regulation of DNA-templated transcription; double-strand break repair via homologous recombination. The record is from RefSeq and is a predicted model, not a curated record. Gene Ontology annotation, cellular component: nucleus. The transcript is spliced from 26 exons. Lineage: Eukaryota; Metazoa; Chordata; Mammalia; Didelphimorphia; Didelphidae. Bases 1 to 10029 code for a protein of 3342 amino acids.